CCGUCGGUCUCGACACGAGUUACCGUGACAAGUGCAUUACUUAUCGCACGUCGAGCGAGUACACAUUGGACGCGCACGUCGAGCAUUUCGACAACCGCGCAAACAAACGGCUUUUUCUCUUUCCUCGCUCCUCCGGUUUUCGUCUCUUUCUUCUCUACCGUACUCUUUCCCGACUUGUCCUCCCUUUCCCUGAGCGUUUCCCCGAGCGUUUCCCCGAGCGUUUCCCCGAGCAUUCCUGUGGUUGUUGGCUCUCGCUCGGAUAGCUUACUCUUCCCCAGCAAGGGUCGAUUCGUAUACGCGCGUGCAUCUUUCGACUGACCUGUGACAGUCGAGGAGAAGCUGCCGCAGCUCCAUACAUCAAGGGAAGAGUGGCCUGAAAGUGUGCGAGCCACGAUCAAACUUUCACAGAUUUUUGCUCCGAUCAUUAUCUAGGGGAAUCGAUUAGUUGACUGCACGAUGGCGGACGAUCAGGAAGCAAACAACACGUGUGAGGAUUCCCUUGGGCCCGGCGACGCGAACACUGCAUUCGCCAAAAAGAUUAGGGGACGAAAAGGAGCUCUGAAGAAGAAGAAUGUCUACGUCGUCAAAAAUCAUAGCUUCAUGCCGCGCUUCUUCAAGCAACCGACCUUCUGUAGUCAUUGCAAGGACUUUAUAUGGGGCUUUGGAAAGCAAGGAUACCAAUGUCAAGUCUGCAGUUUCGUCGUUCAUAAACGAUGUCACGAAUACGUGACUUUCACGUGCCCUGGCGCCGACAAGGGAGCUGACUCGGACGACACGCGGACGAAGCACCAAUUCAAGCAACACACCUACAACAGCCCCACCUUCUGUGACCACUGCGGUAGUCUUCUCUAUGGUGUCAUCCACCAGGGCAUGAAGUGCCAAGCAUGCGACAUGAACGUACACAAGAGAUGCGAGGAGAGCGUGCCGAAUCUUUGCGGAUGCGAUCACACCGAGAGACGUGGUCGUAUGUUGUUGCACAUCUCAUGUUCCGGAAACAAGCUCACCGUGGAAGUGAAACAAGGACGAAAUCUGAUUCCGAUGGAUCCAAACGGUUUGUCGGAUCCCUACGUGAAGCUGAAGUUGAUCCCGGAUUCGGACAACGUGAAGAAGAAAACGAAAACGAUCAAGUCCUCGUUGAAUCCCGAGUGGAACGAGACGAUCAUUUUCGAUCUGAAACCGGAGGACAAAGACAGACGACUUUUGAUCGAAGUUUGGGAUUGGGAUCGGACGUCGAGGAACGAUUUCAUGGGUUCGCUGUCGUUCGGCAUAUCGGAGCUUAUCAAAGCGCCUGCCAGCGGAUGGUUCAAACUUCUCACGCAAGAGGAAGGAGAAUACUACAAUGUACCUGUGCCGGAAGAGGGUGUGGAUCUGGCCGAGUUGAAGAUGAAAGUGCGAAAAACUUCGGUAACGAGGAAAACGACGACGACUCAGGACAAGGAAGUGCCACACAACAUGGGCAAGAGCGACUUAAUAAGGGCGAGCGAUUUCCACUUCCUGAUGGUGCUCGGCAAAGGCAGCUUCGGAAAAGUGAUGUUGGCGGAAAGGAAAGGAACCGACGAACUAUACGCCAUCAAGAUCCUGAAGAAAGACAUCAUAAUACAGGACGACGACGUAGAAUGUACUAUGGUGGAAAAACGCGUGUUGGCGUUGUCAAGUAAACCGCCGUUUUUGGUGCAACUACACUCUUGCUUCCAAACCAUGGAUCGACUGUAUUUCGUGAUGGAAUACGUAAACGGUGGCGACUUGAUGUACCAGAUACAGCAGUGUGGCAAGUUCAAAGAGCCCGUCGCAGUAUUCUACUCGUCGGAAAUAGCGAUCGGUCUCUUCUUUCUUCAUGGCCGAGGUAUCGUGUAUCGAGAUCUGAAGCUGGACAACGUUCUACUGGAUCAAGACGGCCAUAUCAAGAUCGCGGACUUUGGAAUGUGCAAAGAAGGUAUCAACGGAGACAAGACUACCAAGACGUUCUGCGGAACACCCGAUUACAUCGCACCGGAAAUUAUAUUGUAUCAACCAUACGGAAAGUCGGUCGAUUGGUGGGCAUACGGCGUACUGUUGUACGAAAUGUUGGUUGGUCAACCGCCGUUCGACGGAGAAGACGAAGAGGAACUGUUCGCCGCGAUCACGGAGCAUAACGUUAGCUACCCGAAAAGCUUAUCGAAGGAAGCCAGAGAAAUUUGUAAAGCGUUCCUCACCAAGAACCCGGUGAAGAGACUCGGUUGCGGAUUACGCGGAGAGGAAGACGUCCGCAGCCACGCGUUCUUCCGACGAAUCGAUUGGGAGAGGAUAGAAAAUCGGGAGGUGCAACCGCCGUUCAAACCAAAAAUCAAACAUCGCAAGGACGUGAGCAACUUCGAUAAACAGUUCACCUCGGAGAAGACAGAUUUAACGCCCACGGACAAAUUAUUUAUGAUGAACCUGGAUCAAACGGAGUUUAUGGGUUUCUCGUUUCUCAAUCCAGAAUUCGUGCAACACGUUUAAAUCGAUAGAAUAUUUAAGUCACUGGAUAGUUUUAAUCUCUCCAUUUCCUUCGACGUUCAUCUUCCGACUCUUUGCUACUCAGGGCUUUCACCGUCAUUUCUCCCUAUUUCUCUCUAUGUCUCUCUCCCUUCCGUCCUUUUCCUCGCGUCCAAUCACUUUCUCUUUUCGAUCAUUCUCCGUUGCAAAUGCAACCCGAAACUUUUCAUCUUGUAUCUUUGAAAUAAAGAUCGGGGUAGUCUGAGACGUCUGGUCGCUCGUAUCGCGCUAGUAUCGUGAAAAACGACAGGACCGGCGUGAAUAACGGAUUCGUCGAACGAAUCUGAGAUCGUAAGAAAAAGAAGGAAAAUAAACUACGAUCAUUCUCCGAGGAAACAUCGUGCUUCCUCUUGCGCUUUUAUCGAUAAUCGAGGAUAUUUCCUAAUUACGAUACUCGUUCUUCUCUCCCCCGUUUCCCUCUCCUCUGUACGUUAUCGUUAUACGUUUACUUCGGUAUGUUCUACCGUUGCCUUCCGGAAUACACAUAACACAGAAACACAGAAAUACACGCGCAUUUAUAUAUAAACGAUGCAUACCGAACAAACGAAUUAUAUUCUUACUGUCAUAUUAUCACGGUUAUUAUUAUAUAGAUAAUCUUAUAAAAAUAGUCUGAAAUUGUUAACGUUAUACGUAUUAAAUUUCCAUCCGCGUUUCGUUAACGUUAGAUACAAUUUUUCGUCUCUAUGAUCUUUACAAGUAGUUAAAGUACGUCUACGCAUAGUAUUCGAAUGUUCUCAUGCACCGGUUUUAUCUCCCAUUGAAAUUGAGAUUUCCUAGCGUUAUAAAUAUUCGAUUCAUAUUCUCCUUUCGUAUAUCUGCACUCGUUUACACUCUAACACACGUAUACACAGGUACAUGCUUACAAUUUAUACACAUGUGCCGAAACAGAAUUAUUACGCGAUACAAUCAUUCUUGUUUCCUACUGUUAACGAAUUAUAUAUCGUCGGAGCACGAACCUGACGCGUGUUUUCUUACGAAUUCUAUUAAUUCGUUCCCAGGAACGUGCUCGAUGACCACCAUAUCGGUAAUAAGACUUACGAUCGUAAAACUAAUUUCAUACCACGCGAGGGUAGGCGGUGAAUGUCGGUGAUGUUGUUACACGAGUUACAUAUACAACACAUGGUUGGACCUGCUAAAAGAUCGACGAUGCGUUUAACGAUCGCCAAGAGUACACGGUUGUUUUGCCUGUUCGAUCGGACGUUCUUCUUGUCUAGUUUAUAACCAACGUCCGUCAGAUGUUUGCUCCCGUUUCAACGUUCACCGCUCGUUGAACGUUGUCGUUGGUCGAAAGAACGGCUCUGCACCUCGAGCAACGUGUUCGCCACGUGAAUAGACCGUUCUAGACAAUGAACAUCUGUUCUCGACAGCACACACACCUCGUCACCUCUGCUUCCUUUCGUUCGUCGAUUUCGACUUUGCUCGAGAUCGUAAAACGAGCAACGCCUCGGUAUUCCCUGAUGAAACUCUUCUCGUGCCUGAAAUCCUCGCUCCAGUGAUAUACGCCUUUUCUAUCGAACUUGUUUCGGCUCGCGUCAUCGAGGACGAGAACGAUCCGACGUAAAAGGAUCGGACGAGCAUCUCGCGUACAACGUCGCGUG
This is a messenger RNA of Bombus impatiens (common eastern bumble bee), 4112 nucleotides long. RefSeq names its product protein kinase C, brain isozyme (gene Pkc53E). Gene Ontology annotation, molecular function: diacylglycerol-dependent serine/threonine kinase activity; zinc ion binding; ATP binding. Lineage: Eukaryota; Metazoa; Arthropoda; Insecta; Hymenoptera; Apidae. The transcript is spliced from 13 exons. Gene Ontology annotation, biological process: protein phosphorylation. The record is from RefSeq and is a predicted model, not a curated record. The coding region runs from base 457 to 2478 and encodes 673 amino acids.